Messenger RNA from Odobenus rosmarus divergens (Pacific walrus), 1264 nucleotides. RefSeq names its product potassium channel tetramerisation domain containing 11 (gene KCTD11). Gene Ontology annotation, molecular function: protein binding. The record is from RefSeq and is a predicted model, not a curated record. The transcript has a single exon. Bases 349 to 1236 code for a protein of 295 amino acids. NCBI's taxonomy places the organism in Eukaryota, Metazoa, Chordata, Mammalia, Carnivora, Odobenidae. Gene Ontology annotation, biological process: positive regulation of neuron differentiation; protein homooligomerization.
GUGGACUCGCCCGCGGCGACAGCGAUCUACCCGAGAACUCGGAAGCGGGGUCCUUCCAAGGGUCGGCCUGUGCUCGCCGCCGUCAUCUGCUGGUUGGAUUCCGGAAACCCGCUAUCUGAAGACCCCAGAGAGGAGUCGCUGACCCUCCGCCCAGAAUCGAAUGCGUCUGGACCGAAAUCUCUCUUCCCUCCCUGCCUGGCUUCUGUGCAUUUCAACCGUUCUCUCAAGCUUUUGGCCGUGUCUGUGCGCGGAAACCGUCCCCCACUACCCAGGUAGCUGGGGUGAGCCCCAGAUCUUACCGCCUUGUGCUCCAACCUGUGCAUCCAACAGAGACACAGUCUGAACUUUAUGACCCAAUUCUGCCCACACCCAGGGUGUUCUGCCUUUUCUUCUCUUUCGGUGUCUCCUGUAGUCCCCAAAAUUUCGCCUCCUCCUGUGCCCUCUUCGCCCCCCUCUUUUGGGGGCCCUGUGACCCUGAAUGUGGGGGGCACACUAUAUUCCACCACUUUGGAGACCCUGACUCGCUUCCCAGAUUCCAUGCUGGGGGCCAUGUUUAGGGCCGGCACCCCCAUAUCCCCCAACCUCAACCCCCAGGGAGGCGGACACUACUUCAUUGACAGAGAUGGCAAGGCCUUCCGGCACAUCCUCAAUUUCCUGCGGCUGGGCCGCCUGGACCUGCCCCGCGGGUAUGGGGAGACAGCACUUCUCAGAGCAGAGGCCGACUUUUACCAGAUCCAGCCCCUCCUGGAUGCCCUGCGGGAACUGGAGGCCUCUCGGGGGGCCCCUGUACCCACAGCUGCCCUGCUCCACGCAGAUGUAGAUGCCAGCCCCCGCCUGGUGCAUUUCUCUGCUCGCCGGGGCCCACACCACUAUGAGCUGAGCUCUGUGCAAGUGGAUACCUUCCGAGCCAACAUCUUCUGCACCGACCCCGAGUGCCUGGGUGCCAUGCGGGCCCGAUUUGGGGUGGCCAGUGAGGACAGGGCAGAGGGAGGCCCACACUUUCGUGUGGAGUGGGCUCCCUGUCCCGCAGGACUCCCGGAGGUGGAGUACAGGAGACUGGGGCUGCAGCCUCUGUGGACUGGGGGGCCUGGAGAGCUACGGGAGGUGGUGAGCACGCCAGGCUUCCUGGAGGAGGUGCUGCGGGUGGCUCUGGAGCACGGCUUCCGUCUAGACUCCGUCUUCCCUGACCCCGAAGACCUGCUCAAUUCGCGAUCUCUGCGCUUCGUGCGUCAUUGAGUCCGCGGCCCUCUCGUCUGACUGGGGG